AUGAAAAUUCUGGCAUCCUGUGCAUUUUUGGCACCUUUGGUGGCAUCGGCUAUCACAACUUCCUCUCCAGAUGCAUCUUUGGGAAAAAGGUCACUCCCUAACUCCCGUGGGUCCUCUGUUCUAAAGGCAGUACGCACCAUCGCCGCGGGAGAGUCCUUUGACGGGGGAAUGAAGACAUAUGAUCGCGGUGUUUCGUGCACUGGGCAGGCCGAAGGUGGUGAUUCUGAUGCUGUGUUCAUCAUUGAGUCCGGCGGCACAAUUUCGAACGUAAUCAUUGGUCCAAAUCAAAUCGAAGGUAUCCACUGCAGAGGGGGUUGCACUCUGAAUAACGUCUGGUGGUCGGAUGUUUGUGAGGAUGCUUUUACGGUCAAGGUUCAAGAUGCUUCACAGACCACUUAUAUUAAUGGUGGUGGUGCUUUUGGAGCUGAGGACAAGGUUAUUCAGCACAACGGAGCGGGCACAAUCUCCAUUUCUGACUUCUCGGUUGACAACUUCGGCAAGCUGUACAGAUCUUGUGGCAACUGCAAAAGCAUGUACAAGCGAAACGUCAUUCUGAAAAACAUAUCUGCCACUAGCGGCAAAACCUUAGUGGGUAUCAACUCUAAUUACGGCGACACGGCCAAGUUUAGCAACAUCAAUGUCAGCUCUGUGAAAAAUGUCUGCGUCACAUACAAGGGAACCACCAACAACAGUGAGGAGCCUAAGCAGGUGGGCUCUGGUCCAGAUGGUAAAAAUUGUCUCUAUUCAAGCAGUGACAUUCAUACCAAAAAAUGA
Lachancea sp. 'fantastica' is the source of this 774-nucleotide messenger RNA. NCBI's taxonomy places the organism in Eukaryota, Fungi, Ascomycota, Saccharomycetes, Saccharomycetales, Saccharomycetaceae. The record is from the annotation of a GenBank genome assembly.